Penaeus indicus is the source of this 655-nucleotide messenger RNA. RefSeq lists its product as uncharacterized. Lineage: Eukaryota; Metazoa; Arthropoda; Malacostraca; Decapoda; Penaeidae. The record is from RefSeq and is a predicted model, not a curated record. Bases 16 to 501 code for a protein of 161 amino acids. The transcript is spliced from 5 exons.
AUAUGAUUAUCAAUCAUGAGAUAUUGCAGCCCCCUGGUCGCCCGGUUCUACACCCACGCUUACCUUGCUCCUGUGUGGACUAGCUGUGAUCCUGCAAUUGCGUCGGUGUGUUGCUAUGAGAAUCACGUGAAGGCGAUUUGGCAACCGUCGCUCUCCGCUUGCGGGCGCCGCCGCGUCCCCUCCGCCAGUGUGCGAGCAGGCAGGUUGUGUGAAAGUGCGUGUGAGGUCUCGCCGAGGAAACUUUUCUAUUUUCGACUCUUUUUAAGGCGAGCGCAAUGUCAGGGCAGCCGACGCAAGUGGUCGUGGCCACGGAGACACUCCCUCCCGGCACCUGCACCGUCUGCAGGAGAGGCAAGAUCAAGAACAAGGCCUCGUGCUGCACCUGGAUCACGUGCCUGUUGCUGCUUCCGGUGGGCAUCAUCCCGGGCAUCAUCGCCUUCUGCUGCUGCUGCCGGGAACCCAAGUGCACCCACUGCGGCUACACGCCCUAGUCCGCCCUAGUCUCCCCCCUCCCCCCUUCGCAGACGCCUUUCACAUAGGCUUUCCACGCGUACGGUUUCCUCAAGGCUGGAAUGAAGCUUAAGUGCGGUUCGUGAAAGUCAUCGCGGGGCGAGAAAAAAAAGGCACCUGGUUGACGUUUUCUUUACAUUUGAGA